Molecule: messenger RNA, 768 nt
Organism: Helianthus annuus (common sunflower)
Lineage: Eukaryota; Viridiplantae; Streptophyta; Magnoliopsida; Asterales; Asteraceae
Product: secreted RxLR effector protein 161-like
Exons: 1
Coding region: 1-768 (255 amino acids)
Source: RefSeq, a predicted model, not a curated record
AUGUUGGAUGCAAAGCCUGCACCCACGCCUUUGAGUUCAAAUGUGUCUUUUGUUUCUGCAGGUACCCCAUUUCCGGAUACUACUCAAUAUCGUUCUAUUGUUGGUGCUCUACAGUAUCUCACGAUCACACGACCUGAUAUUGCGUAUGCUGUAAAUCAAGUCAGCCAAUUUUUACAUGCUCCUACCACGGCGCACUUUCAGGAAGUAAAACGGAUCCUUCGCUAUCUCAAAGGAACUGUCUCUUAUGGUCUUCACUACAGUCGUCCUGUUCAGACUUCAUUGCUUGGCUAUUCCGAUGCUGACUGGGCUCGCUGCUUAGAGACACGACGGUCCACUUAUGGGUAUUCAAUCUUUUUGGGAGGAAACCUCAUCUCAUGGAGUGCAAAGAAGCAACCCACUGUCGCUCGCUCCAGUUGUGAAUCUGAAUACAUAGCUAUGGCAAAUACAGCUGCGGAGAUUGUCUGGUUAACUCAUCUUCUUCAGGAACUUCAUGCCUUACCAUCGAGUCGACCUACCAUUCUUUGUGUCAAUCAAAGUGCUAUUUUUCUCACUCAGAAUCCGGUCUCUCACAAACGAGCAAAACAUAUAGACAUUGAUUAUCACUUCUUACGUGAAUUAGUGACUGCGGGAAAACUCAUGACUAAAUUUAUUCCUACCAAGCUUCAAGUUGCGGAUAUUUUCACAAAGAGUCUACCAAGUUCUCAAUUUCAGUCUCUUCGUCAACAGCUUCGCAUUGGUCCGCCACCGUUCAGCUUGCGGGGAUGUUAG